GCAAAAGAUAGAUGGUUAGCAUUUGAGGAUGACUCACCUCAGAAGAAUUCAAAACGAGAACGCAAGAGUUUUUUUCCUCAAAUUGAAGAAGCUGUAUCUUUAUGGGCGGAGCAGGCAAUUCAAGAUGGUAUCACCUUUAAUG
This is a messenger RNA of Paraglomus occultum, 142 nucleotides long. The record is from the annotation of a GenBank genome assembly. Lineage: Eukaryota; Fungi; Glomeromycota; Glomeromycetes; Paraglomerales; Paraglomeraceae.